AUGGCCAAUUUUCUUGAAGCCGAAGCCGCGCAAAGGUACAAGAACGCCGAGAAAGCUACUGGCCCUUAUGCCAAAACCAUCGUCGGACAAUCCGGGAUAGUUGCGCAUCUGGACUCAGGAGCUGAAGCCAAUGUUCUCGACUUUGCGUGCGGGACUGGAGUCGUAGUACAGAAACUCUAUGACACUAUACCGAAGGAAAGAUGGGGACAGCUGAAAGUACUAGGCGCUGAUAUUAGCCCGCCGAUGUUGGAAUAUUUAAGAGCGCGAGGAGAGAAGCAAGGAUGGAUGGGGCUGGAGACGAAAAUUGUAGAUGGAAACGGCGACUUCACACAGGCUCUACCCAAGUCCUCGUUCACGCACAUAUUUGUCACAUUCGCUCUGAACAUGCUCCCAGAACAGACACUCUCGCACUUGUGUUCUCUCCUACGCCCAGGUGGCUUCAUAGCAGUAGCGACAUGGUCUGCCAUGCCCUGGCAUAGUCUCCUCACUCGCAGCAUCGCGCUCAUGGACGCACCGCAGCCUUAUCCCCCUUCGCAUAAGGAGAUCCAGGAGAAACUCUGUGGACCCUGGGCUGCCGAAUCCUACGUGGCACAACGUCUUGAAGCCGCGGGGCUACAGCGAGCAGACACAUCGACGCAGAAGGAGAGCAUACGUGCUGGGACGCCCAAGGUUUUCAUAGAGAGCAUGCAGUUUCCGCUACAAUUUAUGGCAAAGAUAUGGUGGGAAAAAGAACGGAAUGGCGUCUUGGAGGAGUUGAGUGAUGCUAUGAAGGGGAUCGUAGAAAACGAGAUUGGAGAGGACGGUGAAGUGGGCAUGGAGUUCGACGGGAUUGUGGGGUGGGGAUGGAAGAGUGAUUGA
Alternaria postmessia is the source of this 858-nucleotide messenger RNA. RefSeq lists its product as uncharacterized. Bases 1 to 858 code for a protein of 285 amino acids. The record is from RefSeq and is a predicted model, not a curated record. NCBI's taxonomy places the organism in Eukaryota, Fungi, Ascomycota, Dothideomycetes, Pleosporales, Pleosporaceae. The transcript has 2 exons.